Cylas formicarius (sweet potato weevil) is the source of this 444-nucleotide messenger RNA. Its product is annotated as odorant receptor Or2-like. Gene Ontology annotation, biological process: sensory perception of smell; detection of chemical stimulus involved in sensory perception of smell. The coding region runs from base 1 to 444 and encodes 147 amino acids. The record is from RefSeq and is a predicted model, not a curated record. The transcript has 5 exons. Gene Ontology annotation, molecular function: odorant binding; olfactory receptor activity. Gene Ontology annotation, cellular component: plasma membrane. Lineage: Eukaryota; Metazoa; Arthropoda; Insecta; Coleoptera; Brentidae.
AUGAUUGUGGUUCUGUUUUUGGCCAAAAAAUUCGUGACUAAUUUAAACGCGGUCAUCAGAAAUUUGCUCUUGCUCGAGUAUUUCUUAAACUCGCUGAACUUAGCCGCAGUCUCAGUUCAGUUUCUAACGGUAUAUGAAGACGCAAAGAAACUGUCUAUACCGGCCUUCUCCUUGUGCUUCGUGCUGGGUCAGAUAUUUAUUUUGGGUCUGACCACUGACGAAAUAAGAGUUCAGAGCCUGGCUUUGUCGGACGCCCUGUACGAUGGCCCGUGGCAUCACCAAAAUGAAGAGGUUAAGAAAAUGAUAUUGAUCGUUUUGACUCGAACUCAGAGGCCGUUAGAGCUGACCAUAGGCCCUUUCGAGCCCAUGACGAUGCAGUCCGCCUUGGCGAUAUUGAAGGCUUCGUAUUCGUACGUCAGCCUGAUGGCGCAAACCGCGCAAUGA